This is a messenger RNA of Scaptodrosophila lebanonensis, 498 nucleotides long. Its product is annotated as cytochrome c oxidase assembly protein COX19-like. Gene Ontology annotation, biological process: mitochondrial respiratory chain complex IV assembly. Gene Ontology annotation, cellular component: mitochondrial intermembrane space. Lineage: Eukaryota; Metazoa; Arthropoda; Insecta; Diptera; Drosophilidae. The record is from RefSeq and is a predicted model, not a curated record. The transcript has 2 exons. Bases 4 to 333 code for a protein of 109 amino acids.
UGUAUGUACGAUAUGUCUUCGCAAGUGUUUGGCCAAAAAAAGUUUAUUCCUACGGCUCCUGAGAAGGGCAGCUUUCCGUUGGACCAUGCAGGUGUAUGCAAGAAACAGUUCCUACUCUAUACAAUGUGUUUGCGACGCAAUGAGAACGACAAUGCCAAGUGUCGGCUACAAGUCAAGGAUUAUUUGGGCUGCCGCAUGGAUAAUGAACUGAUGGAACGCACGAGUUGGUCCAAAUUGGGGUUUCCCGAAAAAAGCGUAGCGCAACAACAAACUGAAGGAAAAGAAGACAACAAAAAAGAGUUACAAAACAAAAACUUAGAACAAAAUAACUAAACAAAAGUUAAAAUACCAAUAUAUAGAUGCGCUUAAAUUAAAAGGAGUUUCAAGUCGAAAGGGAUAUUAUUUGAUGAUUCUGGAUUGCAAGCCUGCAAAAAUAUAAUACAAAUGAAAAGCACUUAAAAUAAUACAAAUAAAAAAGAACUAAAAUUGUGCCCACUA